ACCCAGUAGCUUGAACAAAAAGAAAGAGCGAGGGAGAGAUUAAAAGAAAACAAAAAAGGAAAGGAGCGAAACAUUACUGAAAUCACAGCAACGAUUACGAGGGAGCUUCAAACCCUAGAGAGCUUCUUCACAGGUGUGACUGACUGGAGCCAGAUUCAGGAGUUGAAAGAUGACUCAAGAUGUGGAGAUGAAAGACCAUCAAACACCUUCGCAUUCUGUCGCCUCUGCCUUGCCGUCCACUUUACAGCAUUUGAAGGAUAUAGCGUCACUAAUCGAGAGUGGCGCGCACACCAAGGAGGUUCGACGGAUUGGUAGAGCUGUUCGCCUCACUAUGGGCCUUAGGCACAAGCUUACUGCGCCCGUGCUCUCUGCCUUUCUUGAUUUCGCAUUUGCUCCGGGCUCUGAGACAUAUAAGCAAUUGUCUGCGUAUCUUCCGAAGGACGAUGAGCAUGCGAUGGAAGUUGAUUCUGCACCAUCCGCUAAACAAGCUCCAACAAAACACUCAUCGCCAGAGCUUGAGAUUUUCUGUUACUUGCUUGUCCUACUUUUUUUGAUUGAUCUGAAGAAAUACAAUGAGGCAAAAGCUUGUUCCUCAGCAAGUAUUGCUCGGCUUAAGAGCAUAAACAGGAGAACUCUAGAUGUUCUAUCAUCUAGACUGUACUUUUAUUAUUCAUAUAGUUAUGAACUCACAGGAGAUCUUGCUGAAAUUCGUGGCAACCUUCUUGCAUUGCAUCGCAUAGCCACACUGCGCCAUGACGAACUUGGUCAGGAAACACUGUUGAACUUAUUACUUCGUAACUACCUACACUAUAAUCUAUAUGAUCAAGCUGAGAAGCUAAGGUCUAAGGCACCACGAUUUGAAGCUCAUUCGAAUCAGCAGUUCUGUAGGUAUCUAUUUUACCUUGGGAAAAUUCGAACAAUUCAGCUGGAGUAUACUGAUGCAAAAGAAAGUCUCCUUCAGGCUGCUCGGAAAGCACCUAUUGCUGCUCAAGGCUUUCGCAUUCAAUGCAACAAAUGGGCUGUGUUAGUUAGGUUACUGUUGGGAGAAAUACCUGAGAGAACAAUUUUUGUGCGGAGAGGAAUGGAGAAAGCUUUGAGGCCAUAUUUUGAGCUUACUAAUGCUGUGAGGAUUGGCGACCUGGAGCUAUUUAAAACUGUCGCAGAUAAGUUUUCUAGCUCUUUUAAUACAGACGGAACUCAUAAUUUGAUUGUGCGUCUGCGGCAUAAUGUUAUUAGGACUGGGUUACGCAACAUCAGUAUCUCGUAUUCUCGCAUCUCGCUCACUGAUGUUGCCAAAAAGUUGAGGUUGGACACUGCAAACCCCGUUGCAGAUGCAGAAAGCAUCGUGGCAAAGGCUAUCCGUGAUGGUGCAGUUGAUGCCACUUUGGAUCAUGAAAAUGGGUGGAUGGUGUCAAAGGAAACUGGAGAUAUUUACUCCACAAACGAGCCUCAAAUUGCAUUCAAUUCUAGGAUUGCUUUUUGUCUGAAUAUGCACAAUGAAGCUGUUCGGGCCUUGCGAUACCCACCUAAUACACAAGAAGAUAAGGAAACUGCUGAGAAGAGGAGAGAACGACAGCAACAGGAGCAGGAACUCGCAAAGCAUAUUGCAGAGGAGGAUGAUGAUGAUUUUUAGACACAGCCUUUUGUCUGUUGGAACCAAACAUCUCCAUUUAGUUUCUUUGUUCAUGAUUCUCGUCAAAAUCGCAUGAGUAUAAUUUUUCCCUUUUGGAGUGUUUAUAUAUUAUGAUAGACGUCAUCACUUAGAUUUUAUAUUUCCCAUUUUCCUUUAUCUUUGAGCAUGCAUGAGUACAACUACAUGACUGAAAUGUUUGUGACAAUUUGUCGAGCCAUUGCUGUUUAUUUGAAGCGCACAACUUUAAUUUGGUGCUUUUAUGGCGGUGAAAGGUUUAUAGUAAUAUA
This is a messenger RNA of Tripterygium wilfordii, 1920 nucleotides long. RefSeq names its product probable 26S proteasome non-ATPase regulatory subunit 3. NCBI's taxonomy places the organism in Eukaryota, Viridiplantae, Streptophyta, Magnoliopsida, Celastrales, Celastraceae. The coding region runs from base 170 to 1633 and encodes 487 amino acids. Gene Ontology annotation, biological process: ubiquitin-dependent protein catabolic process; regulation of protein catabolic process. Gene Ontology annotation, cellular component: proteasome complex; proteasome regulatory particle, lid subcomplex. The record is from RefSeq and is a predicted model, not a curated record. Gene Ontology annotation, molecular function: enzyme regulator activity. The transcript has 9 exons.